Messenger RNA from Diospyros lotus (date-plum), 763 nucleotides. RefSeq names its product 30S ribosomal protein S13, chloroplastic. The transcript is spliced from 3 exons. Gene Ontology annotation, biological process: translation. NCBI's taxonomy places the organism in Eukaryota, Viridiplantae, Streptophyta, Magnoliopsida, Ericales, Ebenaceae. The record is from RefSeq and is a predicted model, not a curated record. Gene Ontology annotation, cellular component: small ribosomal subunit; ribosome; mitochondrion. Bases 98 to 619 code for a protein of 173 amino acids. Gene Ontology annotation, molecular function: structural constituent of ribosome; RNA binding.
GGAAUGGAUAAGAAAUGAUCAAUAGCUCCACCGUGCUGUCGCCCCGUCGAACGCAAUUCUUCUGUGAACACAAUAAUCUCCUCUCGAUUCAAUAAAAAUGGCACAGGCACUGGCGACUCCUCUGGCUUCCUCGCUCUCGCUUAUCUGCAACGUCACCACCACCACCACUACAAGCCCCAAAUCUCUCUCUACCUCUCUCUCUUUCCCUACUCCAACCCCUCAUAAGGUCCGCGGGCUGAGCAUCCAGUGCGUGCGCGUGGGCGGCGUGGAGAUUCCCAACAACAAGCGGGUCGAGUUCUCCUUGCAGUACAUCCAUGGAAUCGGACGCUCCGGUGCCCGACAAAUCCUCUGCGACCUCUCCAUGGAAAACAAAAUCACCAAAGACUUGUCCGAAGACGAACUGAUUUCUCUCCGUGACGAGGUCUCCAAGUAUAUGAUUGAAGGCGACCUCAGGCGAUUCAAUGCGCUUGCAAUUAGAAGGUUGAAGGAGAUUCAGUGCUACAGAGGGGUGAGGCACAUUCAGGGGCUUCCCUGCAGAGGCCAACACACGAAGAACAAUUGUCGAACUUUGAAGGGCAAGCGGGUCUCGAUUCCUGGAAAGAAGAAGGCUCCUCGUUAAUUCAAAAUGGGUUUGUUUUCUUUUCUGUGUUUGAUUGAAUUUUAAUCUGUGUUCUUAUGGUGCUUGUUGUAGUAUAAGUUCAAGUACUUGAGAUUGAUUCCAUCCAAUUAUGAUGCUUGAAUUGCAGUUGGGUUUUUUUCCUUA